Molecule: messenger RNA, 827 nt
Organism: Ectocarpus sp. CCAP 1310/34
Lineage: Eukaryota; Phaeophyceae; Ectocarpales; Ectocarpaceae
Source: the annotation of a GenBank genome assembly
AUGUCGUGGUUGGUGAAAUACUGGCUUUCCGUUGUGCCGAGUGGUUCUCCAGGUUCGGACGUCUCCGCCAGGUACCCCAUUCAAGUUCCCAAACGGGACGGGAUGGGGUACAUCGAGAACACGGAGGUUGAAGGUGGUUGUAUGAUGUUGAUGCGCAGGUUCCCUAAGGUUACUAUUUGGCCGGGUGGAUUUGAAACGGUAAGGUGCAAGUGUUCAUCUGGGAAGAGGAAGCGAGGGGGUCGAUGCACAAGCUGCGUGUGCAUCACUAAAGGUUCUGGCCAAUGCUCAGAGUUGUGCAAGUGCAAGCUUACAUGCCGCGAGGAAGAGACGGAAGCAGGAAGAUCGUUCAGCUGAGGGAGGGCUAGUGGACAUGGAUGAAGAUAGUGACAGCGACAGCGACGAGGAACAGUUGCCGGGGUGUGUCUUAUCAGGCCAAGAAAAUACGUAUUUGGUUACGAAACCGUAUUUUCUUGAAAUAUAUGGAGGCGCUCCUCUACGUUUCCGUAAAAAGAGCGAAGCGUAUUUUUUCUGGGCUUGCUCCUUUUACGUUUCGGUGAAAAAUUUCCCGCUUUUUUGCGACUACCGGAGCAGACACCGGUCACGCGUGCUGUCUUCAUCACACCACACCUAGACAGCACCAACAACACCCCAAAGUGCUUCCCAAGGCAACUCCACUACCAUGCCUGAGCGUGGGAAGCGUCAAGAUCCCAGGGGGAUCGCAGCGCAACGCCGGGAGAAGCGCCGUCGGCGAGCUAUCGACGAGGAGGAUGUAGCCCAUGACAAGAGAUUCACAGUCUUGGGUCUUGUGAGGGCCGUAGUAGUGGCGG